Cryptomeria japonica (Japanese cedar) is the source of this 3328-nucleotide messenger RNA. Its product is annotated as pentatricopeptide repeat-containing protein At4g39530. The record is from RefSeq and is a predicted model, not a curated record. Gene Ontology annotation, molecular function: protein binding; RNA binding. Bases 248 to 2470 code for a protein of 740 amino acids. The transcript has a single exon. Gene Ontology annotation, biological process: RNA modification. NCBI's taxonomy places the organism in Eukaryota, Viridiplantae, Streptophyta, Pinopsida, Cupressales, Cupressaceae.
UAAGAUUUCGGAGCAAGGAGGACAUUUUACCAACAAGUGAGGAACAAGUUCUUUCACUCCUUUACCUAAGGAACAUCUAUUGGCAAACCAAAUCCCCUUUGACGAAAUUGUCAAAUGUAAGAAUUUUAAUACCAUCCCAGAUUCCAAUAUUAAUUGGUUAAUGAAAAUAAAAUAAUCUGGUGUUGGAACACAAAACUGUGGUUCAGUUCAGAAAGAGAGAGAGGGGGCAGGUUAAGAUUGGCAGUCCAUGCACUGUCAUGUUGUCCAUUUGAAGUCAUAUGCUUUACUGUUACAAUGUUGCAUUCAAAACAAAAGAAGACUAAUCCAUACCCACCCAAGUACAUUACUGAACAACACACUGGCCAGCAUGUACAGCAAAUGCGGAAGUCUAGAAGACGCUGCUAAGGUUUUCCAGAAAAUGCCCACACGAGAGCGAGAUACAUGUUCCUGGACUGUCAUCAUCUCUGCCUACUCUCGCCACGGAUUUCCUCACCAAGCUUUAAAUCUCUUUUAUCAAAUGCACCUCUCAACUUGUCAACCCAACCACUUCACAUUUUCCUCCCUUGUCGCCGCAUGUUCCAAAAUGGAAAACCUCAAGCUGGGCAUGGAAAUUCACGCUAAAAUAAUUACAAGCGGAUUUCAUGAACAUGUUUUUGUCCAGAGCGCCCUCGUCGAUAUGUAUGCAAAAUGUGGCAUCCUGGACAAUGCACGCCAUAUGUUUGACAAAAUACCUCAACGAGAUGUCGUGUCUGGAACCGCUAUGAUUGCAGGGUAUGCACACAAUGGGCAAGUAGACGAAGCGCUUCAGCUCUUCUAUCAGAUGCCUGAAAGAAACGAGGUUUCUUGGUCUACAAUGAUUUCUGGAUAUCUGCAAAAUGGGUGCACUUCAGAGGCUCUGGCACUUUUCAAGGAAAUGCUAGUGGCAGGCAUGAUUCCUCACUCCCAAGCAUUUGCCUGCGUUCUGUCAGCCUGCGUGCGCCUGAAGGAUUUAGAACAUGGUAUGCAGAUACAUAAAGAGGUAAUUAAAACAGGGUUGCAUUCUCAUGUAUUGGUGACAAAUGCACUUGUAGACAUGUAUGCGAAAUUGGGUAGUAUAGAGGAUGCACGCAAGAUGUUUGACAAAAUGUUUAAACGAGAUGUGGUCUCCUGGACGUCAAUGGUUGCAGGAUACGUACAUAACGGAAUGGGAGAAGAGGCCUUAAAACUUUUCCAAGAAAUGUCAUUCUCUGGAGUAAAGCCAAGCUCCGAAACCUUUGCCAGUGUUCUUCCAGCUUGUGCCUCUUUAACAGCCCUAAAUCAGGGAAGAGAAAUCCAUGAAAAAACUAUUGAAUGUGGAUUUGAGUCGGAGAUCUUUGUUGAGAGUGCACUUGUAGACAUGUAUUCAAAAUGCGGGAGACUCGAUAAGGCACGCAACCUUUUUGACAGGAUGAAUCAAAGAGACGUUGUUUCCUGGACGACAAUGAUUGCAGGGUAUUCACAGAACGAAUGUCUUGAGGAAGCAAUGAAGAUUUUUCAACAAAUGGAAUUGUCAGAUGUACAGCCAAAUUCAAUUUCUUUUGCCAGCUUGCUUUCAGCAUGCGCCAGCGUGGCAGCUCUAGAUCAGGCUAUGGAAAUCCAUGAAAACAUAAUUAGAAGAGGACUUCAGGAUGAUGUUUUUGUUAUAAAUGCUCUGAUAGAUAUGUAUGCAAAAUGUGGUAGAAUAACGAGGUCACACAAACUUUUUGACCACAUGCUCAAGCCAGAUGUGGUAUCCUGGACUGUAAUGAUUUCAGCAUAUGCACGGAAUGGUUUGGGAGACGAGGCUGUGAAAACCUUUACAGAAAUGCAACUAGCAGGUAUGAAACCAAAUGCAAAAACCUUUGCUAGUGUUCUCCCAGCAUAUUCCAAUCUGGCGGCUCUUGAAUCGGGUAUGGAGGUUCAUGGGAAAAUAAAUCGAAGUGGGUUUCAGACAGAUGUAUUUGUGGCGAAUGCUCUCAUUGAUAUGUAUGCAAAAUGUGGGAGCGUAGAAAAGGCACGCUAUUUGUUUGACAAUCUGCACAAACACAAUCUUGUUUCCUGGAACACAAUGAUUUCAGGCUAUGCCAUGCAUGGAUACGGCAAGGAAGCCCUAAAGCUAUAUGAAGAAAUGCAAAAUUCUGAUACGGCUCCAGAUCACGUGACCUCACUUUGUGUUUUAUCAGCUUGCUGUCAUGCAGGUCUAGUGGAGGAGGGACGUAAAUUGUUUAAUUGCAUGAGUGAAUCUUCUCAUGUCACACUUUCCAUAGAUCAUUACAGCUGCAUGGUUGACCUUCUUGGCCGUGCUGGGAGACUAGAAGAGGCCCAAGAGUUUAUAAAGACAAUGCCAAUAAACCCUGAUGUUAAUAUCUGGAGGUGUUUGCUUGGUGCUUGCAGGAAAUACAAUAACAUAGAACUAGGAGAAUAUGUAGCAGAAUGCCUCUUUAGGCUUGAUACUAUGAAUGCCACAAAUUAAUGGCUUCUCUCAAACAUUUAUGCCGUAGCUGGAAGGUGGGAAGACAAAUCUAAAACUGCAAAAUAUGAUGAAAGAGUGAGGGUUAGUUGUGAGGGCUGGAUAUUGAAUAGAGGAUGUGAUAAUGCAUUUUUUUCUUAUAGGGGACAGAUGGCAUCUUUAAAUGGAAAAGAAGAUAAGAAAGAAAGUUGACACAAGAUAUUUGCUUGAUGAUGAGCAUAAGGAACAUAUUUGUUGCCACCAUUGUUAAAAGCUAAAAAUCGCCAAUCAAAUUCGUCUCCAGUAUUGUGGCACAUAAAAUUGUUUGUAAAAAUGCGAGUUUUUAUCAUCAUUUUGAUGAUGGAUAGCGUUCCUGCAGUCAUUUUUUUUAUCAUUCUGAUGCAAGAAUUUUAGUGAUUCUGAGUGAAGCUUCUAAGCGUUAGCUUGCAUGAUAAUAUACACAAACAUACUCUCUAACUUUGGAUCAUUAGCAAGCGACUGGGAAUUCUUUAUGGUGUAGGUUAUGUUCCUUCUCUUCUCUACCCCUCCGACAUAGAAGACUUCGGGCACAAACUAAUGGGGUAUACGUAUGAGCUGUCUACCAAUGGAUUUUGAUCACACUAGAAAUGUAAACUAAAGGAGAGGGUCUGAUGGCGGUGAGGGCUAUGUUGUGUGAGGGGUCUACAUUAGUGAAGAAAACAUCAGUCACAACUAAAAAUGUCACAUUGUAAAGGGUCUACUUGGCAAUUUAGAAAAAUGAAACCCUGUCAAAUUUGCGCAUGUUUUUCAAGUCAAAUCGAAUGGUUUCAAAAACCACCUUUUUUUGAGACAAAACAUAUCAUCGACCAAAAUUGGACGUGUGGUAUUUGGGUACAUGUUUAC